Messenger RNA from Penicillium expansum, 1458 nucleotides. RefSeq lists its product as uncharacterized. The coding region runs from base 1 to 1458 and encodes 485 amino acids. The transcript has 2 exons. NCBI's taxonomy places the organism in Eukaryota, Fungi, Ascomycota, Eurotiomycetes, Eurotiales, Aspergillaceae. The record is from RefSeq and is a predicted model, not a curated record.
AUGGAUAUCGUUUCCAUUGUCAGUGCGGCCCUUCGCCUCAUCAGCCUAUUGGGAGAGCUGAUGAUGUUUGCCAAUGAUUACCGGCUGUUGAUUGUCACCAAAGAGCUUGCUUAUCUCCUCAGCCAGGCGCAAGGACUACAGACACUACUUACUUCUACUUCUAAUGCCUUCGAAAACGUCUUGAGACACGUCGCCUUCUCACCCCAACAUGAGGGUGGAUACAAAGCUCUCUGUGAGCAACUUCAAAGAAGGUUCGUUGAAUUCAGACAGACAGCAAAGACAAUCAACAACGAGAUUCAGAGUGUUUGUGGCCAAAAAGGCCCCAAGACAUCGAAGGGUCGUCAUCUGAUCACAAAAGUGUAUAUCGAUAACGACAGAGUUGAGAGUCCAGAUCCCACCUUGUUUGUGACAGAUGGGGCUGACUGGCUAUCAGAGGCACAAGAGACUGAGUUCUUGAACAUUGGAAACGCUCAAGAUUUUGCCAAGUGCCUUUCAAACGUUGAAGAACCAUGGACCUUGAUCAUCGAGAACGCCGGCGAUUUGACGAAGGCAAAAGAGUAUUUCCCUUCCGGGGACAAAGGACACAUUCUGUUCACGGCUCCAUCACCCGAUCAGACAGUUGAGUCUAUUCACAUUUCAGAGAUGAAUCAUGAGCAUAACCGUGGGUUUCUUUUGUGGGAGGCAGGGUUUGUGGAGCCUUGGUGUGCCUCGGAUAUUGCAUGGUCAAAAGAUGUCAUUUUCAAACUCGGCAGCAAUAUUGGGCUUCUUACCCUGUCCCAUGUGGGUGCCACAAUCCGAAAUGGCUUUUGUGUCGCAGAAGAGUACCCGGCGCUCCUCGAAAAACAACAGAAAAUGGCAUUGAAACCAGAUCUCUCGAUGCUAGCUUUUGAGGUAGCUGUUGCACAAAUUCGACAACAAAAGACUCGGUCUUCCAAGGACGCAUUGAAGUUACUCAAGCUUUUCCCCUUUUUCAAUUCCGAAUAUAUCGCUUUGGACACCUUAACGAAAGCGAUCGUUAUACGCAAAACCUUCACUGGGGAGGGACGAAGGAGCUACUACAAGGAUCCCGGCCAUUCUGACAUAUGGGUCAGAAGCUGGAGACAUGACAACAUAUGGGAUCGAAGUCGCAGAGAAGUCAAAUCCUUCAACUCAAACUGCAUCGGAAAGAAAGGCAAAGCUCUCAAUACUCCCCAAUUCGCUUCUGAUUUUCAGAGCCCGGCGUUUCUUGACCCCUCACGAGCUUACUGGGCACUUACAGAGCUCGUCAACAUGUCUCUUGUCAUAUAUCACCCAUCGAACGAUACAUACUCGAUGAAUGGUGUAGUAAAAGGGUGGAUCGAAGACAACCUACAUCCAUCAGACCAUGAAGACUGGAGAAAUCUUGCUAGAAUGGCAGCCUCCCACCAGGUGCUCGAGCCUGAGGGCGUGGAGAAAAACCUUUCAGUUCCUGCUUCUUGA